This is a messenger RNA of Triticum turgidum subsp. durum (durum wheat), 2970 nucleotides long. Lineage: Eukaryota; Viridiplantae; Streptophyta; Magnoliopsida; Poales; Poaceae. The record is from the annotation of a GenBank genome assembly.
AUGGAGCGCGCACGCCGCCUCGCCAGCCGCGCGCUGCUGCGCCGCCUCCUCGCGGCCUCCUCCUCCGCCACGUCCCCGGCGCCGUCCCGCGGCGUCUCCACCCUGGCGCCCAAGCCGGCGGCCGGGUCGCGCCCCCGCGCGCGCCCGGCCCACCAGUACACGCCCGGCCGCCCCGUCUCCGUGUCGGCGCUGCAGCCCAGCGACACCUUCCCGCGGAGGCACAACUCCGCCACCCCCGCCGAGCAGGCCGUCAUGGCGUCCGAGUGCGGCUUCAACACCCUCGACGCGCUCAUCGACGCAACCGUCCCGGCCGCAAUCCGCGCGCCGCCGAUGCAGUUCACCGGCAAGUUCGACGCCGGCUUCACCGAGUCGCAGAUGCUCGAACACAUGGCGCACCUCGCCUCCAUGAACAAGACCUACAAGUCCUUCAUCGGGAUGGGCUACUACAACACCCACAUCCCGGCCGUCAUACUGCGCAACCUCAUGGAGAACCCCGCGUGGUACACGCAGUACACGCCCUACCAGGCGGAGAUCGCGCAGGGACGCCUCGAGUCGCUGCUCAACUACCAGACCAUGGUCGCCGACCUCACCGGCCUGCCCAUGUCCAACGCCUCGCUGCUCGACGAGGCCACCGCCGCCGCCGAGGCCAUGGCCAUGUGCCUCGGCAUCGUCAAGUCCAAGAAGAAGACCUUCCUCAUCGCCUCCAACUGCCACCCGCAGACCAUUGACAUCUGCCAGACGCGUGCCACCGGCUUCGACAUCAACGUCGUCGUCUCGGCCGCCAAGGACUUCGACUACAGCAGCGGCGACGUCUGCGGCGUGCUCGUGCAGUACCCCGGCACCGAGGGGGAGGUGCUGGACUACGCCGAGUUCGUCAAGGACGCGCACGCGCACGGCGUCAAGGUGGUGAUGGCCACUGACCUGCUCGCGCUCACCACGCUGCGCCCGCCGGGCGAGAUUGGCGCCGACAUCGCUGUGGGCUCCGCGCAACGGUUCGGCGUGCCCAUGGGGUACGGCGGCCCGCACGCUGCGUUCCUCGCCACCUCCCAGGAGUACAAGCGGCUGAUGCCCGGCCGCAUCAUCGGAGUGAGCGUCGACUCCAGCGGCAAGCCCGCGCUCCGCAUGGCGAUGCAGACCAGGGAGCAGCACAUCCGGCGAGACAAGGCCACCAGCAACAUCUGCACCGCGCAGGCGUUGCUCGCCAACAUGGCAGCGAUGUAUGCUGUCUACCAUGGGCCUGCUGGCCUGAAGGCGAUCGCCGACCGUGUCCAUGGCCUGGCUGGUACUUUCGCCCAUGGUUUGAAGAAGCUCGGGACAGUGACGGUGCAAGAGCUGCCCUACUUCGACACGGUCAAGAUCACUUGCGCUGAUGCUAAUGCGAUUGCCGAGGAGGCCCGCAAAAACGAGAUGAACCUUCGCGUUGUCGACGCGAACACGAUCACCGUUGCCUUCGAUGAGACCACCACCUUGGAGGAUGUUGACAAGCUGUUCAAGGUUUUCUCUGGUGGCAAGCCAGUGGACUUCACAGCUGAAUCCAUCGCACCUGAGGUCUCAAGCUCAAUUCCUCCUAGCCUUGUGCGCGACAGCCCCUACUUGACUCACCCAAUCUUUAGCAUGUACCACACUGAGCACGAGCUCCUCCGUUACCUGCAUAAGUUGCAAUCCAAGGAUCUCUCACUGUGCCACAGUAUGAUCCCUCUUGGUUCUUGCACCAUGAAACUAAAUGCUACCGUCGAGAUGAUGCCUGUCACCGAUCCCAAGUUCGCCAACAUGCACCCAUUUGCCCCUAUUGAUCAAGCUGCUGGCUAUCAUGCAAGAGGAGACCACCACCGAAAUGUCUGCAUCAUUCCUGUCUCUGCGCACGGUACAAACCCUGCAAGUGCUGCUAUGUGUGGAAUGAAGAUUGUUGCCGUUGGAACUGAUGCCAAAGGUAACAUUAACAUUGAGGAGUUGAGGAAAGCUGCUGAAGCAAACAAGGACAACCUGUCUGCUCUGAUGGUUACCUAUCCUUCAACCCAUGGAGUCUAUGAAGAAGGCAUUGAUGAGAUAUGCAGGAUUAUUCAUGAGAACGGCGGUCAGGUCUAUAUGGAUGGAGCUAACAUGAACGCUCAGGUUGGGUUGACAAGCCCUGGUUUUAUUGGAGCAGAUGUUUGCCAUCUUAACCUUCACAAGACAUUUUGCAUUCCACAUGGUGGAGGUGGUCCUGGCAUGGGUCCUAUUGGUGUUAAGAAGCACUUGGCGCCAUUUUUGCCAUCUCAUCCAGUGAUCCCCACUGGUGGCUUCCCUCUCCCUGAGAAAACCGACCCUCUUGGUUCCAUUUCUGCUGCUCCAUGGGGAUCUGCUUUGAUUCUUCCAAUUUCGUACACCUACAUAGCCAUGAUGGGCUCUCAGGGACUCACUGAAGCUUCAAAGAUUGCUAUCCUGAACGCGAACUACAUGGCAAAGCGUCUGGAGAAACACUACCCAGUUCUUUUCCGUGGAGUCAAUGGAACUGUUGCCCAUGAAUUCAUCAUUGAUUUAAGAGGGUUCAAGGCAACUGCUGGUAUUGAGCCUGAGGAUGUGGCGAAGCGCUUGAUGGACUACGGAUUCCAUGGGCCAACCAUGUCAUGGCCCGUUCCAGGCACACUUAUGAUUGAACCCACUGAAAGUGAAAGCAAGGCUGAACUAGACAGGUUCUGUGAUGCCCUUAUCUCCAUCAGAGAGGAAAUUGCAGAGGUAGAAAAUGGCAAAGCAGAUGCACACAACAAUGUCCUGAAGGGCGCUCCUCACCCACCCCAACUCCUGAUGGGUGACGCAUGGACUAAGCCAUACUCUAGGGAGUAUGCUGCGUUCCCCGCCGCGUGGCUUCGUGGUGCCAAGUUCUGGCCAACAACAUGUCGUGUGGACAACGUGUACGGGGAUCGCAACCUGAUCUGCACUCUGCAGCAGGCAUCCCAGGUGGCAGAGGAAGCUGCAGCUGCCACCGCGUAA